Molecule: messenger RNA, 3192 nt
Organism: Bursaphelenchus xylophilus (pine wood nematode)
Lineage: Eukaryota; Metazoa; Nematoda; Chromadorea; Rhabditida; Aphelenchoididae
Source: the annotation of a GenBank genome assembly
AUGCUCUCGAAACUUGCCUCUGGUCAAAUUUCAGGUUUGUUUUAACCUUUUUUGGUUUAAUUAAACCUACCUUUCAUUUGGGGCAGAUCGAAAUUCAGUGGUUGAUAUGAGUAGUAUCCGUUUUUAAAAGCUAGACAAUGCUUAUUAUUGUAGAAAAGCGGCGUACGUCGUUAUCCAAAAGGUUGAAGUUGGUGCCGGACGCCUUAAAUCGCUAACGAAGUCGUUGCAAGUGAUGGCUGUCAGACGGUCUAAAGUUGAUGUAGAAUGUCGGAGCGGUCACCACACCUUGUUAUAUACCCAAUGGGUGGGAAUGGCAGCAAAUCGGCACGUAAUUCUAGCCGGGAGGUUGAAAUGAGAGGCACACAACCGAGUUACGUUUUUGGUUACUGUCCCAAAUGUUUGGCUAGCGAUGUAAUGUACUUGGCUACUGAUCGUAUCGAGCGGUCUAAAGUGGUUGAGAGAUAGUCAAAAAAAAAUUUCUAGCGACUUAAAGCUGUCUAAAACUGUUCAGAAAUUCGAUCUAUCCCAAUAUAAGGGAUGCGUUAAUUAAAGUUGUUUCUUAUAGGAAGCUUGUGCAGUUUUGCACGCGUUGGUGCUCUAAAUCGAUUUCAAUCAACGGUUGCUGCAAGUAAGCGUGGAAAAUAUAAUCUAAGUGUUUAUUCCAGACAAAACGGCCAGCUAUAGUGUUGAUCGUGGAAUUGCUGUAGUAAAAAUUGAUGUUCCAAAUGCGAAGGUAAGCAAGUAGUUUUUGCAUUCAGUUUUUAGGAAAAUGUUUUGAAUGAAGAAAUCCGCCAGGAUUUGCCGGCCCUUAUUCAAAAAAUCGAAAAUGACUCCAACAUCAAGGGAUUGGUUAUUAUGUCAGGAAAGCCAAACAGCUUUAUUGCUGGGGCGGAUGUUGGCAUGGUCAAGAAGUUCAAGACAGCAGAAGAGGCACAAAAGUUGGCUCGCGAUGGCCAGAUCCAUUUCGAGAAACUCGAAAAAUCCUCGAAGCCGGUGGUCGCCGCGGUUAUGGGAACAUGUAUGGGAGGAGGACUGGAGUUGGCAUUGGCUUGCCAUUAUCGCAUUGCAGUAAACGACAAGAAGACCAACUUUGCCUUGCCGGAGGUCAUGCUUGGUCUGUUGCCCGGGGCUGGAGGAACCCAGCGUUUGCCAAAACUGGUUAGUCUUCCAAAUGCAUUGGAUAUGGUUUUGACCGGUAGGACUGACAUGUGGAUUGUUAAUUUUGCAGGAAAAACUAUUAAUCCAAGAAAAGCAAAGAGCAUUGGUCUUGUCGAUCGUUUGGUUGAACCAUUGGGACCCGGAGUUGAAGAUCAAGCUGUCAGUACGCAUAAGUAUGUGAUGCAAGUAGCUAUCCAAACGGCCUUGGAUUUGUGUGAUAAGAAGUUGAAGAUUGAACGGAAGAGACCACUGGUCGAGAGAGUAUCUAAUUACUUUUUAACUCGAAGACCACUUCUCGAUUCGGUCGUCAUCCGGUCUGCCAAGGACAAGGUCCUGAAGCAGACCAAAGGCAAUUAUCCAGCUCCUCUGAAGAUCUUGGAUGUGGUUCGGACCGGCUUGGUGGGCCCAAGGGAGACUGGAUAUGAGGAGGAAGCUAAGGUACGUUAAGUUACAUCUGGUUUUAUUUCUUCUUUGUUCCAGGCGUUUGGUGAACUAACUCAAACUCAUCAAGCUGGUGCUUUAAUUGGACUUUUCCAAGGAUCUACUGAAUGCAAAAAGGACAAAUAUGGAGAAUGCCGAAAAGCUGAGUAAGUCAACAACUUUGCUAUCGUGAUUAAUUUCUAGGCAUAUCGGCGUCAUUGGUGCUGGGCUUAUGGGAGCCGGAAUUGCCAAUGUUUCCAUUAAUAGCCAUAUCAGGUAACUUAUUUCUUGCUGUUUUCGCAUUUGAGAAAUUCUUUAGCACUUCCUUGGUUGACGUAUCUCAGGACGGGUUGGAUCGAGGUGUUAAGCAGAUUGCUUCCCAAGUGCAAGGUCAACUCAAGAGGCGGAAGAUUACUGUCCCAGAGAAGGGUGUCAUCUUGUCGCAUCUUCAUUCAGCUUUGAAUUACAAUGAUCUCAACAAGGCCGACGUUGUAAUUGAAGCCGUUUUUGAAGACUUGGGACUGAAACACAAGGUCAUCAAACAAGUAUGUCUGAUUUUCUUGUUUAUGUAACCUCGGGAUGCGUUUUAUCAUAUUGUUUAGUUGGAAGAAGUAAUUCCCGAUCAUUGUGUGAUUGCGACGAAUACUUCGGCUUUACCAAUCAAGGACAUUGCGUCUGUUAGUAAGCGUCCGGAACAAGUCAUUGGAAUGCAUUACUUCUCCCCUGUUGAUAAGAUGCAGUUGCUGGAGAUAAUCACUUCAGAUAAAACUUCCAAGGAAACUCUCGCCUCAGCUGCCAAAUUAGGACUUCGUCAGAAAAAGCUGGUGGUGGUCGUUAAGGUUUGUUUCAAAUUAUGAUCGGGUUUUAAAAAAUACACUCAAAUUAAUAUUUUUUUGUAGGAUUGCCCCGGCUUCUUUGUUGUCCGCUGUCUUGGGCCUAUGCUCAAUGAAGUUGUUAGAUUGAUGCAGGAAGGAGAUGAUCCUAAGCUUGUGGAUAAAUUGACAACAGAGUAUGGAUUCCCGGUAGGUGCGGCAACCUUGGCUGACGAAGUUGGACUCGACGUGGCGGAGCAUGUGGGAACUUUCUUGGGAAAGAGCUUGGGACCAAGACAUCAGGGAGGCUCUGCAGAUUUGCUGGCAGAUGUUGUUGGUGCUGGCUUCAAGGGAAAGAAGACAAAUGCUGGAAUCUAUAAAUACGUACAGGAAGGGAAAAAAACCAAAAAGGUUGCGAACGAAGAUGCGAAGAAAAUCGUUGAAAAAUACAGGAUUUCUCCACCUUCUGGAGUGUCAUCUUCUGAAGAUAAACAGCUCCGUGUCGUUUCCCGAUACGUAAACGAAGCUCUAAUCUGCUUGGAAGAAGAAGUGAUCCGCAGCCCAGUAAGUUAUAUAAACACAUUGGCUAACCCCUUUCCAGUCUGAUGGUGACAUUGCCAGCGUGUUCGGAGUUGGCUUCCCACCAUUCUGGGGUGGUCCUUUCCGCUUCGUAGAUCUUUAUGGUGCCGAAAAACUUGUGAAGAAGAUGGAACAGUUUGGAAAUGCUUAUUCCGAGGUUCAAUUCGCUCCUUGCCAGCUAUUGUUGGACUACGCCAAGUCCGGAAAGAAGUUCUAUUCUUAA